Molecule: messenger RNA, 786 nt
Organism: Anopheles arabiensis
Lineage: Eukaryota; Metazoa; Arthropoda; Insecta; Diptera; Culicidae
Product: vegetative cell wall protein gp1-like
Exons: 1
Coding region: 1-786 (261 amino acids)
Source: RefSeq, a predicted model, not a curated record
AUGGACGAGAUGGACGGGGCGAUACAACCAUCGUUUGAAGUGACGGAAUGCUAUGUGCAGGACGUUAACAGUGUGAGCCCGGACAUAGCCGGGGAGCUGUAUGGCCCUUGGCAUCAUGACUUCCCGGAUCUUGCCGCAUUGCUGGAAAGUAUCGAAAUUUCGGAAAGCGAACGCGCCACGAACGUAGUGCCGGAUCCUUCUGCGGCCAACGGCAGCCCGCCAGUGGCAGCCGGUGCAGCCUACAACACGCCGGCAAUCGAGCAACCGGCCGGCAUGCCGAUGGUAAUGUACGAUGCCUAUGGGACAGAUUUUACCUUCGUGAAUGAGUUCGGUAGCAGUGGCGCGCCGAUGAUGUCCACGCCGGCGCAACUGCCUGCAGGAAUGCUGCAGGCACCCGUUGCUGAUGAUGCUGGCGGAUAUAGUUUCAAUCAGGCUCCGCACGCGCUAUACCAGAUGCUGUCGGACCCGGCGCCGAUGUCACCGAUGUCCCCGAUGUCGUCCCAGAUGCCACCGCCGAUACCACCGUUGCCGCCGAUGCCGCCGAUGACGCCAAUGCCGCCGAUGUCGCCAAUAUCACCGCUGUUUUCACCGCCGAUGUCGCCUAUGCCGCUGAUGCCACCGAUGCUGGCGAUGCGGCCCCAGAUGCCACCGCCGAUGCCGCCGAUGCCGCGGAUGUCGCCGAUGUCGCCGAUGCCACCGCAGCCACCGCCCAUAUAUUUUAAUCGCGACGGGAACGGGUGGGCAGAUGGGGCUGUAUGUGUGAACCUUCAGUGCCGUCGAAAUUAA